CUCCAACCCAUUUCCCAGAACCUACACAAUUAGAACCCCAAAACUCCAAAAUGUUGUCUGCCUGCCAGUUAUGAAUAUUACUCAUUUCCAUGAAAAUAAUACUAUUACUAACGAAUAUGAUAGAUGAUUGAUUCUAUAAUCAUCAUCCAACUCAACAACUCUUUGACCCCACCCCAUAUUUUGAGCAAGGGGUUCAUUGGAUGAGUGUUUGUUCAAGUAUGUGUAUUGAUUCUGGACAAAUGAAUGAAGUGACUAGAACAAACAAGCUUCACUACCUUUCACCUCCGUAACCAGCACACCAUAUUUUGAGAUAGGAGUUCAUUAGAUCCAGUUUUUUCUUGAACAACGUGAUACGAAAGUAUUUAUAUUGAUUAAAUCGUCAAUUGAAUAAAGUGACUAGGGUAAACAAACUCCAUUACUAAUCUUGUUUCUUUAAUUCUCAACCAUGUUCCCCUUUCUCCACCUCUUGCUCUUUUUCUACUUAUCCUCCUCUUGUUAUGGACAAAGUUUAAAUUCUUCAACUUCAUGUCCUUUUGAUUUCGGUGCACUUCGCAAAGUCAUAGAUCAAAAUUCAAGACGACCAGCUUUGAACUCCACAGCACAGUGUCAGUACAUUCGACAAGGUUUACGCCUUGUCCAAUCUGAUUAUCUUCGUCGUACCAACACUUUCUUGCCACCUCUCAGUUCAGCUGAUUCUUGCUGGAACUCUUACCAAUCUUUGGUCAACGACUAUUCUGGCAACUUCGAUAUCCGACGUGCUUGUGGGAUUCAAACAUCAUGGAUCUCUCAGGGUUGUAUGAAUAUUACGACGCGUUCUGAGUUCGAGUCUAAGGUGGCUCCAGCUGCGCUUACGAACAUUAUUUCUUCGUGUAAUCAGUCGUUAGAGAAUAACUCUCCUUGUGCUACAUGUACUACUAGUUUAUCUGGUCUUGCUUCGUAUCUACCUGGCCCUUCUGCGGGGAACUUAUUCGAUUGUGCUGCUUAUCCUUCAGUUUAUGCAGCUGCUUUUGCAAAUCAGUAUGGACCUACUGAUGAAGGCACUGCAAAAUGCUUGUUUCUACUUGAUGUUACUGGUGGUGACUCGGGAAAAGGUAAGAAGAAUGUGGUUGUUAUUGUGGUGGUGGUGGUAAUUUGUGUGUUGGUUGUUGGACUUGUUGUGGUUGGUUAUUGGUUUUUGUGGCGGCGGAGGAAAAUUGGAUUGGCUAAAAAGUGGAAUACCAGGAGACUGGAGAGUAAUUUGAGUUCUCGUUUGGAUUCGAUUAGUGGAAGUACUACUCUGAUUAGGUAUACUUUUGAUGAAAUUAAGGCGGCCACGAAGAAUUUCUCCAGGAUGAAUAUAGUUGGGACAGGAGGGUAUGGAAAUGUGUAUAAGGGUGUGUUGCCGGGUGGGAUUGAAGUAGCUUUGAAGAGGUUCAAGAAUUGUUCAGUUUCUGGAGAUGCAAAUUUCAUACAUGAGGUGGAGGUUAUUGCGAGUGUUAGGCAUGUUAAUUUGGUUGCUUUGAGAGGCUACUGCACCGCGACCACCCCUUUUGAAGGUCACCAGAGGAUCAUUGUUUGUGAUUUGAUGAAGAAUGGGAGUCUUCAUGACCAUUUAUUUGGGACGAGACAUGAAAAAUUGAGUUGGGGUACUAGGCAGAAGAUUGCACUUGGCACUGCUAGAGGUUUAGCUUACCUGCAUUACGGAGCACAACCGGGUAUUAUUCAUAGGGAUAUUAAGGCUAGUAAUAUACUUUUAGAUGAGAGUUUUGAGCCUAAGGUGGCGGAUUUUGGAUUGGCAAAGUUCACUCCUGAAGGGAUGACACAUUUGAGCACUCGUGUAGCAGGGACGAUGGGAUAUGUAGCACCCGAGUAUGCUUUGUAUGGCCAGUUGACAGAAAGAAGUGAUGUUUAUAGCUUUGGAGUUGUGCUUCUUGAGCUUUUGAGUGGAAAGAAAGCAAUAAUAGAGUUUAAAGAUGGGCAGCCGACGCUUGUGACUGAUUGGGCCUGGUCAUUGGUUAGGGAAGGAAGAGCAUUAGAUGUUCUUGAAGACAACAUUCCUCAUUUAGGCCCUCCAGAAGUUAUGGAGAAGUAUGUAUUGGUGGCUGUUCUUUGUUCUCAUCCACAACUGUACGCGAGGCCAACGAUGGACCAGGUUGUGAACAUGUUGGACACUGAGAUACCUGUUCCAACCAUACCAGAAAGACCAAUUUCUCUCAUUGCUGAUCUUGAUGACAUUGAAAGGUCUGUUAGCAGUAGUGGUGGCUCAGGUAAUCUGUCAACUGCUGCAGGCUAUCAGCCUUAUAUAGUUGAGCGUGAAGCACCCCUGGCAGAUAGCGAUUCUGUCAAGGCCAGAACUUUGGAUUGCAGAUCAUGAUAGAGCUGCACAGUAUCAUUUUGAACUGCUUCCCUCGAUAGGCAUUUGAGUUGUGAUGAAUAGUUCAUUCAUUGGUUUAUUUGUCUGAAAUUUGUUUCUGAUAUAGGAAUCAGAACACUAACACAAACUGUACAGUAACUAUGCAUGUGUACUCAAACUUUUGAUUCUUAUGUAAUAGUUAGGAUGAAUAAAACAUGAUAUUUAGUACA
This is a messenger RNA of Capsicum annuum, 2562 nucleotides long. RefSeq names its product probable LRR receptor-like serine/threonine-protein kinase RKF3. The coding region runs from base 446 to 2353 and encodes 635 amino acids. Gene Ontology annotation, molecular function: protein kinase activity; ATP binding. Gene Ontology annotation, biological process: protein phosphorylation. The transcript has a single exon. NCBI's taxonomy places the organism in Eukaryota, Viridiplantae, Streptophyta, Magnoliopsida, Solanales, Solanaceae. The record is from RefSeq and is a predicted model, not a curated record.